Molecule: messenger RNA, 1250 nt
Organism: Hymenoscyphus albidus
Lineage: Eukaryota; Fungi; Ascomycota; Leotiomycetes; Helotiales; Helotiaceae
Source: the annotation of a GenBank genome assembly
AUGCCAAUGGUUUCCCAAAGGCAAGUUGCCCAAUUUAUAGGAUUUUGUUAUUAUUGUAUUGACAUGGAUAUCACAGGAGGUCUAUGAGCCACUCUUUGAGGAGAUUGUUAAGUUAUGUCCCAAUAAAAUUCGAGGUAUAUGGAUCGCCGAUUGCGCCAAUCAAGGACUUAGCGGGGUUGUAAAUGAGGAUUUACUGGGCGAUGAUAGUUUGUUUUUCUUUGAAUGGCGAAAUAUGGGUAUGCUAAUCAUUUAAAAGCAUCUUGGUUUGAUCACUCCCGAAAUCUUCUUGGUAUGGUGAAUCACUUUAGGGAACGCAUGAUUCCCCCUAUCUUCGGAAUAGGUCAUAGCAUGGGGUGUGCUCAACUGUAAGAACCGAGGUCUAGAAAACUGUGCAUAUAGCUUACUUCUGUAGCGUUCGGUUAUCUAUACUCCAUCCUAGUCUCUUUUACGGAAUGGCUCUUGUAGAACCCGUCAAACAAAAGGCCUUUCCUCCAGGUCCCAACCCAGCUUUGUUCUCUAAUUUCCGCAGAGAUAUUUGGCCGAGCAAAGAGAAAUUCGAGGCUUCUAUGAUCAAAAAUCUGUUUUUUGGUUCACUUGAUGCUCGCGCGAUGAAAAAGUACCUUGAGUUUGGAGUUCGUCCUGUGCCAACUAACUUCUAUCCUGUGACGGGAACAGCUAGGAUUCCUGAAGGAGCAGUCACAUUAACGACGACAAAACAUCAAGAGGCUUGGUCCUAUGUUCGCGCCAAUAUUUUCCCUCUUUCUCCAAGUCCAGAUGACCCACGAGAACGCUUGAUUACACCCGAACUAGAUCCCACAGACGAAGGAAAAUUGAUUUCUACUCGACCAGAGUCAAUGUUGGCGUUACUUGAUUUACCUCAGUUGCGUCCCAGAGUGCUGUGAGUCUAUGGGUCUGAAAGUCCAAUCAAUUCAGAAUACUUGCAAGAAGAAAAGAGGAGGUUGAUAGGGAGCGGAAGAGGUGGUAGUGGAGGAGUUAACUUGAAAAGAGUUGAGGAGUGUGUUAUUGAGAAUUAUGGUCAUUUGGUUCCACUGGAGAAAGUGUCUGAGUGUGCGGGAAUCAUAGCAGAAUGGCUGGAGAAAGAAGCAAGAAGGUUCCUUCAAGAUGAAGGGGUUUUCCGCACGCACAGUAGACAAGUGUCCACUGAAAAUGGGCUAGCUGUCUCUAAAGAAUGGGUCAAAAUGGUUCAGAUGGAAACUGACUCCAGCCGGCCUCUCAAAGGAAAGCUCUAG